AUGCUCGAGGAGGAGCGCUUCGACGGCAUGCUGCUGCAGUUCGCGCAGCAGUGCCAGGGCAUCGACCCGCUCCUCGACACGGUCUUCUCCUUCCUGCGGCGGAAGACGGACUUCUUCACGGGCGCCACGGACGACAAGGCGAAGCAGACGGUGCUCAAGAUGCUCGAGAAGCACCAGCUCCUCGCGGACAAGACGAACGUCGAGAAGCGCAAGCGGCGCGACGCCGAGGAGGCCGCCGCCGCGGAGCGCAAGGCCGCGGCGAAGGCGAAGCGCGACGCGAAGAAGGCCGCCGAGGCGAGCGCGGCGCCCGCGGCGCCGGCGCCGGCGCCGCCCAAGGACGUCGUCGAGGUCGGCGCCGGCGGCGCGGACCUCGACGGCGCCGCGCCGUCGAGCGGCGGCGACGCGAAGGACGACGACGACGACGACAAGGAGCCGCCGCCGCCGGGCAACGGCGGCGUCAUGGGCUGGGGCGUCUGGACCCAGCAGCUCGCGGACCUCGAGCUCAAGGUGCCCAUGCCGUCGACGACCAAGUCCCGGGACCUCGUCGUCAAGUUCACCAAGGGCCACAUCACCAUCGGCGUCAAAGGCCAGCCGCCGAUCCUCGACGGCGACCUCCACAAGAAGGUCAUCGUCGACGACUGCUUCUGGACCCUCGAGGACGCGCCGGGCGCCGACGGCGGCAAGGAGGUCGUCGUCGCGCUCCAGAAGGAGGACAAGCAGAGCUGGUGGAAGUGCGUCGUCGUCGGCGACCCGGAGAUCAACACGCAGAAGGUCCAGCCCGAGAACUCGAAGCUCAGCGACCUCGACGGCGAGACGCGCAUGACCGUCGAGAAGAUGAUGUUCGACCAGCGCCAGAAAGCCAUGGGCAAGCCCACGGCCGACGAGCAGGGCAAGCAGGACGUCCUCGAGAAGUUCAUGAAGCAGCACCCGGAGAUGGACUUCUCCAAGGCCAAGUUCUCCUAG
Molecule: messenger RNA, 963 nt
Organism: Aureococcus anophagefferens
Lineage: Eukaryota; Pelagophyceae; Pelagomonadales; Pelagomonadaceae
Exons: 1
Coding region: 1-963 (320 amino acids)
Biological process (GO): protein folding
Cellular component (GO): cytoplasm
Source: RefSeq, a predicted model, not a curated record